CCGCGGGUGGGGGCGUCUGCAAGCGGGCUCGCCGCGCCAUGAGCAGCGAGUUCUUUGCCACAGUUUCAGACGCAAGCGAUCUCUCCUGUGCACGCUCGAGGAGAACCCAAUGGACGCCCGCAUGGCGCAAGUGCACGAGACUCCCCGAACGAUAACAAACUCCAUAUGGCGGAUCAGAGGAGCAGCCGACCCCAUAUAUAGUCCCCGGGUCCUUCGCGCGGCUGUCCUUCUACCAUCAUCGCUCCCUCGCGCAUCGAGUCCAGCGAUUUUGCAGCGAUGGCCGCCGUCAGGGACGAUACAUUCGUGCCCACUCUGCCUGAGCAGUAUGCGGACGAGAAGCGCUCGUCGGCGAGCGACAUUGAGCGCGCCGCCGUCGAGCCUGCCAAGGUCGAGACGUUCGACGACCAGGAUGUUACACGGCCCUUCCCCAUCAUGCCUGACGUUCCUGAGGAGACGCAUCAGUUGACCUUCCGCGCUGUCUUCGUUGGCUGCUGCCUCGGCGCUGUCGUCGGCGCGUCCAACCUCUACCUCGGUCUCAAGACAGGCUUCACCUUCGGCCCCCAGCUCUUCGGCUCUAUCUUCGGUUUCGCCAUCCUCAAGCCACUAUCUAUGGCGUUCCCAGAGUCGGGAAUCCUUGGCAAGAUCUUUGGCGGUCCCUUUGGUCCCAAGGAAAACUGCACGGUCCAGAGCGCUGCCACCGCCUCCGGUGGCCUCGGAAUCAUUAUGGUCAGCGCGAUCCCGGCCAUGUACCGCCUGAACCUCAUGUCGGACAACCCCUCGGACGACUUCGGCAAACUCAUCGCGUUGACGACGUCCUGCGCCUUCUUUGGUGUCUUCUUCGUUAUUCCGCUGCGCCGUUACUACAUCGUGCAGGAGAAGCUGACUUUCCCGACGCCGGCCGCCACUGCGUACACCAUCCGCUCUCUGCACAAUGGUCCGGCAGGGGCCCUUGUAGCGAAGAAGAAGUCCAAGGCGCUGAUCUACACCUUGUGCAUUUGCUUUGUGUACAAGGUCGUCACAACCUACGCCCCUGGCGUUAUCUUCGACUGGCACAUUGGCUGGACGCUCUACCGCAUUGGAUUCACCAGCAUCAUCGCUCUUGAGAACUAUGGCUGGUGGAUUGAGUUCACGCCCGCCUUCUUUGGCGCUGGUCAACUGAGCGGUAUUAAUGCAUCUUAUAGUUUCCUUGGUGGCAUGAUCCUUGCUUGGGGUGUCAUCGCGCCCGGGCUCAUCGCCACUGGGCGCGCUGUUGGUACGCCGACGUCUGAGGAAUUUCCGCUCGUCUCCUACCAGGCCAUGUCCUUCGAAAAGGCUGAGGCCUAUGCAAAGUCCCCCUCCCCUCGCUACUGGCUCCUCUGGCCUGGUGUUCUGAUCAUGAUGGUAUACUCCUUUGUCGAGUUAUUCUUCUCCCUCGGUCCUCUCUUCAUUCGCGCGUGGAAUGGUCGCAAGAGCUUCCGCUUUGCUCCGCGCGAGUGGAUCCAGGACAGCAAGGAGCUUGACCCCAACGACGAGGAUCAAACGCCGAUGGAAGAUCGCGUGCCCUUCCUCUGGUGGAGCGUCGGCCUCGCGCUCAGCACGAUCAUGUCCUGCGCCAUCCUCGCCACCCUCUUCCCCCUCAAUGUUGGCGACGCCAUCCUCUCCCUUGUCCUCGGCUUCGUGUUCUCCUUCAUGGCCGUCCAGUGCGCCGGCCUCACCGACGUCAACCCCGUCUCGACCGUCGCCAAGGCCUCCCAGCUCGUCUUCGGAGGCGUCGGCAAGGGCUACGGCCUCGCCACCGACCCCAGCCGACUCUUCAACCUGACCGCGGGCACGAUCGCCGCGGGCGCGGCCGCGCAGUCCUGCGACAUGACCGGCGACCUGAAGACGGGCUACCUCCUGCGCGCGAAGCCGCGCAACCAGUUCAUCGCGCAGCUCUGCGGCUCCGUCGUCGCUGUUUUCCUCACCGUCGGCCUCUUCGUGCUCUUCACGAAGGCGAGCCCGUGCAUUCUGCACCCGCCCGAGGACGGGACGUGCACGUACGCGGCGCCUAGUGUUUCGGCGUGGGCCGCUGUCGCUUUCGCCGUGUCCAGCCCUGUGCUCCCGAUCCCGUCGAGCAGUGGGUACACGGCGAUUGCGUUCGCGAUCUUCAGCGCGCUGCAGGUGGCGGUCAAGCAUCUCUGGAUCCCGCGCCGCUACUGGCAGUGGCUCCCGAACUGGAACGCGAUCGGCCUCGCGUUCGUCGUGCCGCAGGCGUACUACGGGAUUGCCAUGUUCGCGGGCGCGACGUUCAACUGGAUCUGGAAGCGCCGGAAUCCAGAGAGCUUCGAUAUGUACAUGUUCGCCGUCUCCGCGGGCUUGCUGGCCGGCGAGGGUCUCGGUGGUGUGUUCAACGCUUUGCUGGCUGUCAUCGGCGUCAGCGGCAGUGAUGGUUAUGGCACCGCUAUCGGCUGCCCUGGCUUUGAGUACUGUGGAUAGAUGGAGACGUAUGGGGGGUAUGGGGAUGGUGUCUAUUGUACCAUAAUGCUCACUCACGGCGGAUUUCCUGUAAUCGGGUGUAUUGACGAGUAUCUAUUGAUCUGAAUGCUGCGCGAAAUUCCGUCUCUUGACCAGU
This is a messenger RNA of Schizophyllum commune H4-8, 2590 nucleotides long. RefSeq names its product OPT superfamily oligopeptide transporter. The transcript is spliced from 10 exons. Gene Ontology annotation, molecular function: oligopeptide transmembrane transporter activity. The record is from RefSeq and is a predicted model, not a curated record. The coding region runs from base 277 to 2454 and encodes 725 amino acids. NCBI's taxonomy places the organism in Eukaryota, Fungi, Basidiomycota, Agaricomycetes, Agaricales, Schizophyllaceae. Gene Ontology annotation, cellular component: fungal-type vacuole membrane.